AUGCAUGUUUAUGCUAAAUUCAUAAAAGAGCUCUUAUCAGGAAAGCGUAAGUUGGAAGAUGAUGAAAACAUCACUUUAGCGGAAGAGUGCAGUGUCAUCAUCGAAAGAAAGCUUUCACCCAAACUCACUGAUCCAAGUAGAUUCACCAUUCCUUUUUCUAUUGGUCCGUUGACUAUUAGAAAGGCUUUGUGUGAUUUAAGAGCUAGCAUCAAUCUAAUGAUGUUGUCCAUGAUGAGUAAGUUUAAAUGUGGGGAGCCAAAACUGACUCAUAUGACGCUAACAUUAGCGGAUAAAUCGAUCAUAUACCCUUAUGGGAUUCUUGAAUAUGUUCUAGUGAGAGUCGAUGACUUAGGGUUCCCUGCAAAUUUUGUGAUUCUAGACAUGCCUGAGGAUUCUGAGACACCAUUACUUCUCGGAAGGUCGUUCUUGGAAACAUGUAAAGCUCUCAUUUAUGUAGUAAUGGGGGAGUUAAUAUUGAGGUUUAACAAUGAAAAAGUUGUUUUCAACGUGUUUGAAGCACUAAAUCACCAUAAAUAA
Messenger RNA from Lathyrus oleraceus (garden pea), 537 nucleotides. RefSeq lists its product as uncharacterized. The transcript has a single exon. Lineage: Eukaryota; Viridiplantae; Streptophyta; Magnoliopsida; Fabales; Fabaceae. The coding region runs from base 1 to 537 and encodes 178 amino acids. The record is from RefSeq and is a predicted model, not a curated record.